Molecule: messenger RNA, 459 nt
Organism: Heterobilharzia americana
Lineage: Eukaryota; Metazoa; Platyhelminthes; Trematoda; Strigeidida; Schistosomatidae
Source: the annotation of a GenBank genome assembly
AUGUCCACCGACAUUGCACAUUCCUAUCCUAUCUCCUCAAGCAAAUUUACUGUAGCUCUCUGUGUGUUAAAUCAGUGGGCACUUGACUUUACUGGAAAUACUGAACGAAUUAUCGAAAGUAUUAAAACUUCCAAACGGCUGCAAGCUAAAUACAGAGUCGGUCCGGAACUAGAAAUCUCAAGUUAUGGAUGUGAAGAUCAUUUUCAUGAGUUGGAUACAUAUACUCAUUCAUGGCAGUGUAUUGCGAAGAUUUUAGCAGAGACAAAUGUGAACCCUGAAAUGCAAGAUAUUGUAUGUGAUAUUGGGAUGCCCGUUUUACAUGGAGGUGUAGCUUAUAACUGUAGAAUUGUGUUAUUGAAUGGAAAUGUUUUACUGAUACGACCAAAAUUAGUACUUGCUGAUGAAGGUUUGCACAGAGAAUCUCGUUGGUUCACCCUUGGCCACAUCAUCAAUGCAUAG